This is a messenger RNA of Helianthus annuus (common sunflower), 1370 nucleotides long. RefSeq names its product U1 small nuclear ribonucleoprotein 70 kDa. The record is from RefSeq and is a predicted model, not a curated record. NCBI's taxonomy places the organism in Eukaryota, Viridiplantae, Streptophyta, Magnoliopsida, Asterales, Asteraceae. Gene Ontology annotation, molecular function: mRNA binding. The coding region runs from base 122 to 1126 and encodes 334 amino acids. The transcript is spliced from 9 exons.
GUACGUAGGGUACAACCCAACAAAGCGUCAGAAAACCACUUCGGUAGAAUUGGGGGUCUCCGCUCUCUAUCACCAUUGAUUGCUUCUUUUCCGGUGAAUUAGGGUUUCAGUGGUGACCGAAAUGACGAUCGACGACGAAAACUCCGUUUACGUCGGCAACCUUCCGUACGAAUCCACUGAAGAUACUAUUCGAAGCGCUUUUGACAUUUACGGUCAAAUUAUCGCCGUUAAGAUAAUCAAUGACCGUGGAGUAAAUGGAAAAUGCUAUGGGUUUGUUACUUUUACAAAUCCCCGAUCUGCGGUCAAUGCCAUCAGUGAUAUGGAUGGAAGGACCGUUGAUGGACGAGUUGUAAAAGUCAAUGAAGUCAAGACGAGAGGCGGGAGAACAAACUUUGGCCGUGACAAUUUCCGUCACAAUACUAACAGAGAUGUGGAGUUUGACAGGGGUAGAGAUAGAGACUACGGUCGUGAACGUGAUCGUUCUCGGGACCAAAACAGGGAAUGGUCUCGAGAUCGCGAUCAGGGUAAAGACAGAGGAUAUGAUCGGGGCCGUGAUGUUGACCGGUCCCGGGACCGUUUUGUUAACCGGGACAGGGGACAUGAUCGAGAUAAAAAUUUGGAUGACAUUGACCUUGAACGUGAAAGAGAUCAUGACCAAACAGACAUGGAUCAAGAAAAGGAGAUAAGAAGAAGUGGGAAUAAGUAUAAAGAUCAAUCUGCGAAAUUGACAAAUGGUUCAGAUUUAAGUGAACGCCAUAGCAGAGACUAUCCAUCUGGUUCAAGUCAUGGAGAUCAUGAUCAGGUUGCAAAGCAACUCGACAUCUCUCACCAAAAAAUAGAAGAACUUCAAAAAGAGGUUAUUCGCAUGGAAGAGCUUGCAGAAGAGAGAGGUGAUCAUGUAUCUAAGCUGCAAGAGAAGUCUCAGAAGCUAGAGGAUGAACUGGCAUCUGCCAGGAAACUUACUUCAAAUCGCAAGAAACAACUGACUAAGCUUUAUAAGUGUUUUCUUAAUGUGAAAGAUUCUGGUGAGAAACUUAAAAUCUAUGAAGAGGAACUCCAGUCUCUUGUAGGGUCAAUGCUGAAAGAACUAGAUAAUCACAAUGGACUUGACCCCGACGACGGCUAACUGAUCGAUUUAACUAGGGUUAUUGUUGUCAUUUUAAACACUAUGAAAGCAAAAUCGUGUUUUGUUUUGCUGUAGAUAUCUGCUAACAUAUAGAUAUUGAAAUUAGUAAUCCUUGUUACAUUGUCUUGUUCAACGUCCAAUAACAAACCAAACUACUUCCUAUGGAAGGCGCUAGGCUUCCUAUGGAUCAAAAACCGGGCUAUAAGAAUCGGUCUCAAUUGUGACCAGUGGAAGAGUUUUAUUG